This is a messenger RNA of Cucurbita pepo subsp. pepo (vegetable marrow), 843 nucleotides long. RefSeq names its product FCS-Like Zinc finger 2. The record is from RefSeq and is a predicted model, not a curated record. NCBI's taxonomy places the organism in Eukaryota, Viridiplantae, Streptophyta, Magnoliopsida, Cucurbitales, Cucurbitaceae.
UCACCAUCUUCAAUUCUCUGCAACUCAAAUCUCUCUCUCUCUUUCUCUCCAAUGGAUUCCUCAAACCCCACCACCUCCACAAGGAAAUCCUGCUUCCUCCAAGACGAUGACGACGACGGCCUCGCCUCCUUCGCCGGCGACAUGGAACCUGGCAUCUCCGGCCACUGCUUCUUAUCCAGAAGCUUCCGUAGCCUCUCCGCCGUCGCCUGCUCUAGACCUUCCCAUUUCUUGGAUUCCUGCUUCCUUUGCCGGAAGCCCCUUGGGAAUGACGCCGAUAUCUUCAUGUACAGAGGAGAUACACCAUUCUGUAGCGAAGAUUGCAGACAAGAACAAAUUGAAAUAGACGAAGCAAAAGAGAAAAAAUGGAGAAGAUCAUCAUCGGCCGCCAUGAAAGCUCUGAGAAAAAAGGAUCAACAAAGAAGAAGAUCCGCUUCACCUAAUAAGUCCUCUCCUCCGCCGGACUAUCCUUUCCGCGCCGGCACCGUCGCCGCCGCUUAGAUUUUACAUAUAGUUAAACUCGAAGAUAAAUCAAAAACAAAAACUAAAGAAACUACGGAAGAAGAACAGUUUGUGGUUUCGUGGUUGAAGAUCUUAAGUGAGAAAACGGGAAUCUGCAGAAGGGGAAGAACAUGAGAUUGGGAUUGAACUCUUUUUUCUUUUAUGGUUUGAGAUCAGUCUGUGGAUCGUGUAGAUAUGAGGUUAGGGAAGCGAGAGGUUAAAUCUGUAUGUAUGGAUUCUGCCUGUUCUUGUUCUUGUUCUUGAAUCUGCCCUUUUUUUGCCAUAAUCUUCUUGGCUUUCAUUUUGGGUAUCUAUCAGAUAAAUAAUAUUCAGAUUUUUCAGUCA